AAAUAACGCACCGCUUAAAAAUUGAAAAUGGCCGAAACAGAAAGUAAACAAGACAAUGACAUGAAUACCAGUUUGUUUGUUAAAGUGCUACCAAAACAAUGGCCAAUUGUUUAUUGUCCAGAAUAUAACAUUGGCUUUCUAGGGCUGGAAAGACUUCAUCCUUUUGAUGCCGGAAAGUGGGGAAAGGUGUAUGGAUUCCUAAAAGCCGAUGGCAUGGUCAGGGAUGAUACUAUUGUAAGACCAGAGGAAGCCACGGAAAAUGAUCUCCGCAAAGUUCACACAGAAGCCUAUAUCAAGAGUUUAAAGCUUUCAAGUAUAGUGGAGGGGACAGUUUUAAAGGAGUUUUACUCAAAAUAUCAUUAUAUUGACCUGAUUCCUUUACAGGCUGCCAGACUAGCCAUGGAGCGUGGUUGGGGUAUAAAUAUUGGUGGAGGUUUUCACCACUGCUCUUCAGAAAAGGGAGGAGGAUUUUGUGCAUAUGCAGAUAUAACGCUGGCAGUCAAAUUCCUUUUUGCAAAUAAUAAAGAAAAAAUAAUGAAGGCCAUGAUUGUUGACUUGGAUGCACACCAGGGCAAUGGUCAUGAGAGAGAUUUUAUGAAUGAUGACAGUGUAUAUAUAAUGGAUGUAUAUAACAGAGGAAUUUAUCCGCAUGACGGAUAUGCCAAACGUGCCAUAAAGAAGAAAGUUGAGUUAACUCAUGGUACAGCUGAUAAGGAAUAUCUGGAAAAAGUAGAAAAAAAUUUAGAUUCAGCAUUAGAUGAUUUUAAACCAGAUGUAAUAGUAUAUAAUGCAGGAACAGACAUACUGGAUGGAGAUCCUCUUGGAAAUCUGUCAAUAUCACCACAGGGGAUCAUUGACAGAGAUGAAAUUGUUUUUCGGAAAGCAAAUGAAAAAGGAAUUCCUAUAGUCAUGGUAACCAGUGGAGGAUACCAGCGAAGUACAGCUCAAAUAAUAGCGAAUUCGAUCCUCAAUCUUCGCGCUAAAGGCCUUAUCAAGUGUGCGGCAGCUGAAAAAAGUCCGGAACCGGUGACAGGUUGUUCGUACAUAAAAAGAAGCUCAAAAUGUCAGAGAAGUCAGAGUGAUUUUGGAUUAUUUGCUAAACUAAAGAGUGUGUGUCUAUCCAGCUCGGGCUCCAGUAGAUCUGAGGUUCAAGCUGUACCAGGCGCUGGCGCCGGUCCAACAUUGUCUCUGUCCAGUACUGAUCUUUCGAAAGAAGAAAAACUGGAUGAAUUUUUUAGUAGCGAUGUACCAGCUUCAAAAUCCUGCUCAGACCUUUCAUAUUCAUUCAAAGAUGAGUCAGACAUUGAUAUAGCUAGCUUACUUGAUAUGAAGUUUGGAAAAAUAGGUGAAGCUGGGAAAGGAAAGAAGGAACAAAGUUGAAUAAAUAUUUGAGAAAGAAAAUGAGCAAAUGAUCCAAUUUAUAGGGGUUUUCUUUGGUGUUAUUUUUUUUUAUUUUUUUUUUUGGGCGGGGGGGGGGGGUGGGAAGAGGGUUGUUAAAAUAUUUUAAGAGUUUAAAGAAAUAGAGCCUCUAUUAUGUUAUAUUUGGACAUUAACAUUCCUAUUGAUAGCAUUCAUUUAACCUUGAGCAUGCAGUGUUUUGGUUUAAAAUUAUAUUUAGUGGUUGUUUUUUCAUUGUGUUGAAUUGUUAUCAUUUUUGAAAUACAGGAUGGUUUAAGGUGAAGUUUAAUUUUACCGUAAGACAGAGUAGAUUGUCUAUUAUCAAUAGUAAUAACCUGUCUAGUAUUAAAAGUAUUAACCUUUCAGAAAUUUGCAUUUCUACUUCUUUUGCUUCUAUAGUGAGUGGGAAAAAUUGUAUAAGUUUAUGUCAUGAAUGAAUGAAAUAAUCUUUACAACAGUUUGUGAUUGGAUUUUUCUUUCCAAAAUAGCUGUUAUUUGUCUGCUCAUUUCCUUUUAAUCUUGAAAAUAUUAAUACAACAUUUCAUGAAAAAGUUUACAGACAUAUAGUUAUACUGAUUUACUAACAUUUUACUGUAGAAACAGUGGAUUAACCUUUAGUAAAAUGUGUCCAUGUUAACACCAAAGGCACCCUGUAUGACAGCCAGUGUGAUGGACAUGCAGAAAGACAUCUUAUCUUAGCUGUUAAAAUUUGCUAUUUCUUUUGCUGAGCAACCUCAGACCAACAUGGCCAUUUUACUAAAAAUGAUCUAUUUCUAAUCUAAUAAUUUAUGUAAUAUAGUCACAUUUUAACUAUAAUAAGCCAACGUCUGCAUAUUUCCCUGCAUAAUCUUACUUCUAUGUACAUUGAUUAAAUACAAGUUAUAUUGAUUGUAUACAUAAUUUAUUUUUGUUUGAUUUUGUUGAAAGCUAUUAGCUUAUAGACACACCUGAAUCCAUUUCUGGAACCAGCCAGUAAUAAUAAUUAUUGUAAAUUUUGUUGUUAAGAAAACAACUGCUUGCCCUGAUGGGUUUUGUAUCUGUGCGGCUAGGGAUUGUUAGAUUAGUCUAAUAGUAGUGGCAAGGUGGUUAAGGUGUCUGCCUCUGAACACAGGAAUUGUGCUCAAGCUUUACUUGGGUCAUGACUGUGUUACUUCUUAUGACACCAUUACUGCUUUGUUCCAGGAAGCUGACUAGAGAGUUAUUAUUAUAAAUUGCAAAAACUUGUUUCGCAAUCAAGCUUUAAUAAAUAUGAUUUAACUAAUCAAACUUUUGCCACUUUUGAUUGUUUUGAGAUACGCAACUUCAUUCUUUUUACAAUUAAAUGAAACUUGCCAUACUUAAUUAGAUUAUAGUCAACAAAUUUUAUUUUUUAAGUUUUCUAAAUGAUUGAUGGUAUGUCUGAUGAACCUUGUAUAAAUAUACAUAGUAUACAUGUAGUAUAUAAUUAACAUGUGUAUUCAAAGUAUUGUUGAUAGUGUGAUUGUACCUAGUUAAAUUUGAGUUUGUCAUAAUGUUUCUCAUCAGGUUUCCAUAUAAAGGUGGGCCUUUUCACAAUCUCUGAAGUUGUUCAUUUAAUCAGAGUUAUUAUUUUAGGUCAAAGACAAAGCCCUGUAACUCUAGCAAAGAUUACCAUUGAAUUAUUCCCCUUUAUAAACUUGGAAAAUAGUCUUGGUAAAAGUGAUGUGUGAGAAUUAUAUCUCUUGAACCACUUCAGGUUAUCACUUGAAACUGAAAUAUGGUUAAUAUUGUACAUCACUGAAGAAGACCCAUAACUAAAGUAUGAAUUUACUCAUCAAAAACAGUAGAGCAUGCUGUCUUGGGAUAGACUAUUUUUACAUUAGGCAAUUGAAAUGUAAUGGAAAAGACAAACUCUAAUUUACUGAUAAUUUUGUUUGUGUUUUAGUGCAAUAUUAACAUUUUUUGUAUUGUUUUGAAAUAAAGUAGUAGUUUUGCUU
Molecule: messenger RNA, 3353 nt
Organism: Ruditapes philippinarum (Manila clam)
Lineage: Eukaryota; Metazoa; Mollusca; Bivalvia; Venerida; Veneridae
Product: histone deacetylase 11-like
Exons: 11
Coding region: 28-1380 (450 amino acids)
Molecular function (GO): histone deacetylase activity
Source: RefSeq, a predicted model, not a curated record